CGGCACGGUCACACUUGCCCACUAAAUUCCAAGAGAUUCUUCAGGUCCAAGUUUUUACUUCACUUUUUGUUGGUUUUUCAACACCCGCUAAACACUUAAAGUUCGCCCAGGAUAUUGGAUAUCCGCCACACAGCUGACGCCGCAGAAACACAUAGUGAUAGCAGCCAAAUAAAACAUAAUUUCGCCAGAAUGUCUCUAAAUCCGCAGUACGAGGAUAUUGGCAAGGGAUUCGUCCAGCAAUAUUAUGCCAUUUUCGAUGACCCGGCGAAUCGGGCCAACGUUGUUAAUUUCUAUAGUGCGACAGACUCGUUCAUGACCUUCGAAGGCCAUCAGAUUCAGGGAGCACCAAAAAUUCUUGAGAAAGUACAGAGUCUGAGUUUCCAGAAGAUCACCCGUGUCAUAACCACAGUUGAUUCGCAGCCCACCUUUGACGGCGGUGUUCUGAUUAAUGUUCUUGGUCGACUGCAGUGCGACGAAGAUCCGCCGCAUGCAUUCUCACAGGUUUUCGUACUGAAGGCAAAUGCUGGCACCUUCUUUGUGGCCCACGACAUCUUCCGGCUGAACAUCCACAACUCUGCAUAAAGAAAACUAUAAAUUAACGAAUGAACUAAAUAGAACUAGGCCCUAGGAAUCGCCGAACUAUGAUUUGCAGAUCAAGAACACACACUAUAAUUUAUCCAAAGAUGCGGCUGAAAAACAAACACAUCAACUGGCUGCCCAGUGGAAACUCAAUAAUAAUGUGGACAGCAUGUUCUCACGUUUAUCAACAAGAAGAAAAAAAAAAAAAAAAAAAAAACCAACAGAAAAAAAAAACCAAACACAAUAACACGAAAUUAUAUGCUAAACUACUAUUACGAUGUAAACAAAUGUGAGCUUUUGCGCUCGAAUUUACCUUUAACAUUUUUUGUUCGCUUUUGUCAAGCCCGGUACUCUGAAUUGUCGGGAUUUAAUAACAUUUAUUUUAUAUUUUGUUUUGUAUUCUAUGAACUAUAUUUUUCAUUUU
This is a messenger RNA of Drosophila bipectinata, 1003 nucleotides long. It is a transcript of the gene Ntf-2, whose product is annotated as nuclear transport factor-2. Gene Ontology annotation, cellular component: nuclear pore central transport channel. The record is from RefSeq and is a predicted model, not a curated record. Gene Ontology annotation, molecular function: nuclear import signal receptor activity. Lineage: Eukaryota; Metazoa; Arthropoda; Insecta; Diptera; Drosophilidae. Gene Ontology annotation, biological process: protein import into nucleus.